Anopheles nili is the source of this 3343-nucleotide messenger RNA. Its product is annotated as metabotropic glutamate receptor 2-like. NCBI's taxonomy places the organism in Eukaryota, Metazoa, Arthropoda, Insecta, Diptera, Culicidae. The coding region runs from base 1 to 3135 and encodes 1044 amino acids. Gene Ontology annotation, molecular function: adenylate cyclase inhibiting G protein-coupled glutamate receptor activity. The transcript has 13 exons. Gene Ontology annotation, biological process: G protein-coupled receptor signaling pathway. Gene Ontology annotation, cellular component: membrane. The record is from RefSeq and is a predicted model, not a curated record.
AUGACCAACAUCGUGUGCCUCGUGGGCACAAUAGUAAUCAUUUGCUUUAUUGAGCUGAUUGUUUCGCGUGACGUGUACGAUCACCUUGAACAUAGUAUACGUCGCGGUCACCGAGGACUACAUCAACUGCAGCAGGAACAGCAGCGGCAGCGGCAGGAGCAAGAACAGCACCAUCAGUACAACAGUGUUAAUCACAACCACAAUGGCAUUAGCAAUUAUAAGCAAUCCUACUGUGGUCGGCAGGUAAAAUUCUACGAAAAAACGUCACAUCAUGCAAAACACGGCGGUAGCCAUCAUCAGCCACGUGCAGAAACGAUCACAAUGAAGCACAAACGGCAUUAUGGCAGUCAUCAGCACCAGCGCAGUAACGCAUCCUUGUCAGCGAUCAAGCUGCAAUACCCAUCCUGGAUGGAUCCUUCCUCAGUUGACGCACGAGAGGGCCACGACCAAACGAUGCUGAUGAUGCAGGACGACGAAGAUCAUGGUAAUUUUGGAGGUGCAGCAGCGGGUCUGAAGCAGUCCAAGCACGGCAUUUCGGUGUGGCCUGUCAAGCGCGAAGCUGUCGUUGAGGGUGACCUCAUACUCGGAGGUCUUAUGAUGGUGCACUCGCGCGAGGACUCGGUGACAUGUGGACCGAUAAUGCCCCAGGGUGGUAUACAAGCGCUUGAAACCAUGCUGUACACACUCGACAAGAUCAACGAACAGGGGCUGGUACCAAACGUGACGAUCGGUGCUCACAUCCUGGAUGACUGCGACAAGGAUACGUACGGGCUGGAGAUGGCAGUCGAUUUUAUUAAGGGCUCGAUUAGCAAUAUUGACGACAUUAACGAUUAUGACAACUGUAGCAAGGGGCACAAGAAGAAAAUUAUUUCCGGAGUUGUCGGAGCCGCCUCGUCCGUUACUUCAAUACAGGUAGCCAACUUGCUGCGAUUAUUUAAAAUACCUCAGGUUUCCUUUUUUUCAACAAGUCCAGAGCUGAGCAAUAAACAACGAUUCGAAUAUUUUUCUCGAACAAUUCCAUCGGAUCACUACCAAGUUAAGGCAAUAGUUGACAUUGUACAGAAGCUAGGUUGGAGUUACAUUUCCAUUAUUUACGAAGAAAGUAACUAUGGAAUUAAGGCUUUUGAGGAGUUGGACGAUCUUUUGUCAAAGCACAACAUUUGCAUAGCAGUUAAGGAGAAAUUGGUAAAAGAUUCCGGAGUUGCAGAUACGAUAGCGUAUGAUAAUAUAGUACUCAAAUUGUUGACCAAGCCACGCGCCAAAGGUGUUGUUAUAUUUGGCUCAGAUCAAGAAGUGGCCGAAGUUAUGAAAGCAGUCCGUCGACAAAACGUUACAGGGUUAUUUUCGUGGAUCGGAUCGGAUGGUUGGAGCGCUCGUAAUUUAGUAUCGGACGGAAAUGAAGCCGAAGUAGAGGGUACACUCUCUGUUCAGCCCCAAGCGAACCCAGUCAUUGGAUUCGAAGACUAUUUCCUCAACUUGACUGUUGUUAAUAAUAAGCGCAAUCCUUGGUUUGUAGAAUUUUGGGAAGAUAACUUCCAAUGUAAAUAUCCACAUUCACCGUAUACUCCAUAUAAUAAGGACUACAAAAAUGUGUGUUCCACGACGGAAAAGCUCUCUAAAGGAGAUUUAGAUUUCGAAGAUCAGCUACAGUUUGUGAGCGAUGCGGUGAUGGCAUUCGGAUAUGCAUUCAAAAAUAUGCACCAGGAGCUGUGUGAUGGUAAGCCAGGACUUUGCGACGCGAUGAAUCCUACAAAAGGCUCGGAGCUACUGAAAUAUCUCCGAAAGGCCGAUUUUAUUGGGCUCAGCGGUGAUAGAUUCAACUUUGAUGUAAACGGCGAUGGCCCUGCUCGGUACAACAUCAUCCACUUUAAGCAGGUUGCACCUGAACGCUACAAAUGGAUCAAAGUAGGCGAAUACUACCAGGGUGAAUUGCGGUUGAACAUGCAAGACAUACAAUUCCGUACUAAGGAUUCCAUGCCCCCAGAGUCCGUGUGUAGCAGACCUUGUGAACGGGGUCAAGCGAAAAAGUACGUCGAAGGAGAAGGAUGUUGCUGGCAUUGCUUUAAUUGCACACAGUACCAGAUUCAAAGCCCAAAUGAUGAAACACACUGCGUAAACUGUCCCAGAGGAACCCUUCCCGAUAUUCAUCAUGAAGAAUGUCAACAGAUUCCCGAGUCGUAUCUGAGACCGGAAUCUUUUUAUGCAAUCGGUGCUAUGACAUUCAGUUCAUUUGGUAUUCUCAGCACAUUUUUCGUUAUUGGAGUGUUUCUGAAGCACAACGAUACACCCAUCGUUAGGGCGUCCGGACGAGAAUUGAGUUAUGUACUACUUAGUGGUAUAUUGCUGUGCUUUGGUGUAACGUACACACUGGUCAUUAAACCAAAUGAUAUUGUCUGUGGAGUUCAAAGAUUCUGGUCAGGCUUUUCGUUCACCGUCGUCUACGCAGCAUUACUAACCAAAACUAAUCGUAUUGCACGCAUCUUUAAUGCGAGCACUAAAUCAGCGAAACGUCCGUCUUUCAUAAGUCCGCAUUCCCAGCUAGUCAUUUGCGGAAUACUAGUAUCUUUUCAGAUUUUGAUCAAUGCGGUGUGGAUGAUAGUAUCUCCUGCGCACGCAAUGCAUUACUAUCCCACGCGGGAAGAUAACCUGCUGGUUUGCAACUCCUACACCGACGCAUCCUACAUGAUUGCGUUCUUUUAUCCUAUUUUCUUAAUAGUUAUUUGCACCGUAUACGCCGUGCUUACACGGAAAACACCAGAAGCUUUCAAUGAGUCAAAAUAUAUUGGUUUUACAAUGUAUACAACUUGCGUUAUUUGGCUCGCAUUUAUACCGCUGUACUUUGGUACAGCAAAUAACGUUCAACUUAGAAUAUUUACCAUGUCCAUGACAAUUAGUCUAUCGGCCACCGUAACGUUAGUAUGCUUAUUUUCCCCAAAGCUUUACAUCAUAUUGAUUCGUCCGGAACGAAACAUACGACAAAGCAUGAUGCCCAUCCGAUAUAGCACAAUAAACAAAACUACCGGCUCGGCCCAAUCGUCGGUCAUGGCGGCAGUGAUAGUAACGGCGGCAACGUGCAACGAAAACGAAAAGGUCAUCAAGAACGCAUCGAACGAAAACAUCCCCGCAGCGUACUGAUGUACAAACAAGGUAAAGCUUAAAAGGAUAGAAAGCUCUUCGAAACCACACAUAAAACAAUAGCUAAAAACUCAUCAUGAGCUCCUAUGGUGGCCGCUACUAGAGUCAGUUUUUAAUGACCAAUUAAUUGUGCGAUCGGAGAAGGUUCGUUUUAUUUUCUAGUCAUGUUUGGAACUUAGUUCGCAUUGCGUGUUACAUGAGAACAUUA